This is a messenger RNA of Sordaria macrospora k-hell, 2094 nucleotides long. RefSeq lists its product as uncharacterized. Gene Ontology annotation, biological process: intra-Golgi vesicle-mediated transport. Lineage: Eukaryota; Fungi; Ascomycota; Sordariomycetes; Sordariales; Sordariaceae. The record is from RefSeq and is a predicted model, not a curated record. Gene Ontology annotation, cellular component: trans-Golgi network; TRAPPII protein complex.
AUGGCUUAUAACAUGACUGACGACGAUGACACUCACGAUGAUGGCCGAGCAUUUCUGGAACAGUCCAAUUUCAGUUACAUCAUUCCCUCCGCUACCAAUUUCAAGGCAGACGUAACUUCACCACCAGACUUGCUAGAAGGCAUCGGCCAACGAGAUGUGCUGUUUUUCGAUGAAACCGCUGAUGUCUAUCUUGUACUCCGUACCCCUCGCCGAUAUGAGGAAACACUACGAUCUUCACUAUCCCGUAUAGUCGUCACGUUAGAAGCUCAGAUUGUGAACGGACAUGGAUCUGACCGGGAAGGCCCUCCGGCGUCUGAGAUUAUCUACACCGGACUCGUUCCAGACACGACCGAUGCCAUAAUCCUGAGUACGGGGGAGGAGGAAAAUGCAAAGGAGAAGGCCGAAGAGGAUGGAGACGGCAAAGCGAAUGACGGAAGGGAUUCAUACGUCUACGCCGUCUGGAAGAUGCCUGUCUUCGUAUCGCGACCAAGGAUGAGACUACAAGCACCCUCGAUCGUCUUUGCAGCAACUGCCGGCUUGAAGCUUCUCGACCCCAGGAAAUCUCGAGAUAUGGUCGACGACGGCUAUAUGCAAAGCUGCGCACCAGCAGGCCUCAACCUUCUCGAGUCCUUCGCCGACGACCCAAUGCUAGGCGGUAUCCAGCCCCGUCUGUCCGCUCUCCGAGUAUCCCGCGUAGCCCCCGUCACGCAGACAAAACAACCACUACGUCUAUUCAGGGGCAUGCAGAGCCUCAGACUUCGAGUCUUCCCCGUUGUCCACACGCGAGUACGUUUCGCGCGGCCCAACACCAGCCCACCGAGUCCAGCCCUGAUCGCCUUGCUCGAGGUGGACUUCACCCCCUUCUUCGACUGCGAAGCCGCCCUACAAAAGAUCGACUUAGCCGUAACCGACGGCACGGUCGACGACCUCAACAGCCAAGACCUCAUGGCCCUCCCCUUACACUGCGUCGCCCACGACCACCUCACCUUCCUUUACCGGCUCGCCCCGCGCCAGCUCGACAUCAUCAGCAAGCACCCCUCCCGCGAACUGGUCAUAACAGUCGAGGUGGCCGUCCUCGUUCAGCCCGAGGGUGGCGACCCUUGCACCCCGAAACUGACCAUGUCCUGGACCACACCUUUGGACUUCACCUUACCCGUCAACCCAGGCUUUGGCACGCCCAUGACGAAGCCGAUCGAGCGCCGACACAAGCCCAGCCAGCUGUCUAUCUCAGGCGGCGUCGACUCGAUGCCGCUCGUCUCGCCCUCCGUCACCCGCCCGGACGCGCUCCCCUCGCUCGAGGCCUCCAUCACCACGCAGCGCAACUUCGAGACACCCAUCCCGGACUUUGGGAUAACCGUGACCUUCGUCGGGCCCGACCGGCCCGUGUACGCCGGCGAGGAAUUUGCCUGGACCGUGUUCGUCGUCAACAGGACUAAACCAGAGAGUGCCGCCUCCGCUGCUUCUUCGACAACAACAAUGACCAACGGCACCAACGGCGGACCCAACCGUGACACCAUCAUCACAACCCGCAGCAACAGCAUCAGCAUCGCCGCCGCUGCCUCCGGGAUUCCUGCCGCCAUCCUCACCACCCCCUCCAACACCAAUAACGCCACCUCCGGAACCUCCCCCGCCUCCUCCUCCCAGCGCAGGCUGGCGCUCUACGCCCUCCCCAAACGCCGGCGCAACGAGGUCCGCACGCACCGCGCCCUUUCCACCGCGGCGCCCUCCAACAAGCGCGACCCACUGAUCGCCGACGCUGUGCUGGACGAUAACGUGGUGCACGCGAUGCAGCGCAGCAGCGUGGUGGACAGCACCGAGGUUGUCUGCCUUUCCGCGGACGCGCGCGUGGGGCCGCUGGUCCCCAACGCGUGUGCGGUGGUCGAGUUGAGGUUUUUGGCGCUUAGGGAGGGCGUGCUGGGGAUCGAGGCGGUGAGGAUUGUGGACUUGGGAAGUCAGGAGCAUGUGGAUGUGAGGGAGUUGCCUGUUAUUGUUGUUAGGGCUGGGAGGAAGGAUGGGGAUGAGAAGAAAAAAGGGGGGGAGGAGGGAGAGGCGGAGGGGGAGGGGGAGGUGUUUGAGGAAGUGUCUGUCGAGUAA